UUUCACUUUUACUAUCCAGUCGUGAAAAAUUGUUCUUGCCGACUUGACAUCAACAACACUCCCCCAAUUCCACAGGUAAGCUCAUUGGGAAUUCUUGUGAGGAAGUAAGGACCUGCCUGCAGUAGUUGGCCUCAAAGGUUGGAGAUGGCUGGCAGGAUAGUGCAAAGGAAUCUGAGCACAGACCUGAUAAAAAGAGCGGAGACUACAGCUCAGGAGCUGAGCAGAGCGAUUGAACAGGGAGACAAGGAAACAGCGGUUGAGUGUGCCAGGCUGCUUGCUGAGCAACAUCUACCCGUCAUCGUCCAACUCAAGAAGUCUGCCUACGGUCAACAAGAAAUCAAGUUAAGAGUUAGCGUUGAAGAUUCGCAGACAACUGGUACAAUCAUCACAAUGAAAGUGUAUCCAUACAUGACCAUUGCAACGCUGAAGUCAAAGAUGUCCAAAGACUACGGUUUCCAUCCCACACUGCAACAGUGGAUCAUCGCGCAGCGUCUGGGCAAGGACCAAGAGACUCUCUCCUUUCACGGCAUCAGGAAGGACGGGGACAUGGCCUACGUGUACCUCCUGACAGCCGCGCAGGCCGGCGCUGCACGCAACCCAAGGGCGCAGCUUCAGCCAGACAGAGCUCAGAUGGCAACUGAUGAAAUAAGAGCAAAUAAUGAAGAUUUCCUUCCUGUUUUGGAACCACGAGGAACUCAACCGCAACUCAACGAAGCAAGGGUUUUGCCAGAAACUCCAAAGAUUGGCUGGGAGUGUGCAGGAUGUACCUAUAUCAAUAAACCGACUCGUCCAGGGUGUGAGAUGUGCAGCACGGCAAAACCAGAUAACUACCAUAUACCCCGCACCUAUAUACCUGACCAGGAAGAACUGCAGAGGAUGAAUGAGGAAGAUGCAGCCUUUGAGCAAUACGAACAAUCAAUGGUACUCGAGCGAGAACGAAAUUACCAACUGAUAUUGGAAACAGAUGAUCAAAACCUGGUAUCAGCAUCAGAGGAGUUUGAGUGCUCAAUCUGUUUAAUCACCCUGGACCAACGUGAGGGUGUAACUCUUCGAGAGUGCUUACAUAUCUUCUGCAAAGACUGCCUGAAGGGAACAAUCCUAACCUGCACAGAAGCAGAUGUGGCCUGUCCAUUCAUAAACGACCUUUACUCUUGCAACAGCAAAAUCCUGGAACGUGAGAUAAAACACCUCCUAACAGUGGAUGAGUAUCGUAGCUACCUGGACAAGAGUUUGGCAAUUGCAGAGAACAGCAGCGGGAACAGCUACCACUGCCAGACACCCGACUGCAAGGGUUGGUGCAUCUACGAAGAUGAGAUCAAUGACUUUCCCUGCCCCCUCUGCAAGAAGACCAACUGCCUGGUGUGCAAGGCAAUACACGAAGGGAUAAACUGCAAGGAAUACCAGGACAAUCUCAAAAUUCAUGCUCAAAAUGAUGAAGCUGCAAAACAAACUGCUGAGAUGCUCAAGUCGCUUGUGACUCGGGGAGAGGCCAUGCAUUGUCCUAAAUGCAAGAUUGUGGUCCAGAAGAAAGAUGGCUGUGACUGGAUACGCUGCACCAUGUGCAAAGUAGAAAUCUGCUGGGUGACCAAGGGACCUCGCUGGGGACCUCAGGGGACCGGUGACACCAGUGGAGGAUGUCGCUGCCGCAUCAAUGGUCAACCAUGUCAUCCCAGGUGUCAGAACUGCCACUGAAGAACACUCAAUUAUCUCUGCCUCAAUGCAGCAAAGGCCACAGCACAGUACCUUAGACUUACUUCUUCUGGACAAGCUAGCCAGAAAACUAAAACUAUGAUGAUCGUCUCCUAACACAGAUAGACACGUGUCUGAUUUGAAAGUACUGACUUUAAAACUUUGAGGAAAGAAGGGUUUUUUUAGUGCAUUUAAAUCACUGUAACUGAGCACUUUCAGAGCACUGUUAGUCAUCUCUGUAACUGGCCGAAACACAAUGCUUGUGACUGUGCCGGAAUUGGGGCAGAUGCCCCAUUGGGUCGAAGAGACUGCAAUCAAGUUACUGGCCAUUGUGUACCAAAGCUGGAUGGUUAGCAACAAUUAAUUAGUUACUAAACUUGCGAAAAGCCAUCACCACAUUCCAGGAGCAGAUUGCAAAUCACACAAGGAGGCGCAGGAUGAAGUAUCUUGCCUUAGGCAGCAAGUGUUCUGAACAAAACAAGAUGGGACCAAUGUAGAGUUAAUUCCCAGGCACUAAAUCAGUGGCCUCAUUUAGACCAUUAGCCUAGUUUGGAAAUUCAAUUACAACCAGUGUGUUGCAUAAAAAGCAGAGUGAGAAAGAGUCUAAUUUCUUUAACUGGGUAUAAAAAGGAGGUCCAAGGGUGGAGCUUCUGCUUCUGGGGAAAGUCCAUGAGGUCUUCCCUAAAUAAGCCGAGGAAGGCUUGAAGCCGGGUCUCAGCACAUACUUAAAAAUGGAUGAUUAAUGUAAUUCCCAUUCACUUCUCAAUGUGUACGUUUGAUCUGAUAAAUUAACUCUGAUAAAAGAUACAAGAUAGACACAAAAUGCUGGAGUAACAUUGUGGGUCAUGCAGCAUCUCUGGAGAAAACAAAUAGGUUACGUUUCGGGUCAGAACCCUUCGUCAGACCCUGAUAAAAAGAUCUAUCCCCAUUCAUCUACUGAUCUUGGAGAUACAAGGACCUGCUGAUGCCAGAAUUUUGAGCAAAAUACAAAGCGCUGGAGGGAUUCCAGAAGUGUCCCAACCCAAAAUGUUGCCAGUCCAUUCCAUCUACAGAUGCUGCCUGGCCUGCUGAGUUCCUCCAGCACUUUUCUUUUGUAUUUACUGGCCUUGCUCGGUUCCCUGGAAAAGGAUGCAAAAAGACCUUACAGUUGCUCAAGUGCUUGACUGUUAUGGCUGUAGACUGUUCAGUUACCGCACCAAUAUCCAGAAUCCAAGAUCAGUCAGGUUUAAUACCUCCAAUCUACUGAGGCAAUUGAAUUCAAAUAAUAAAUCUGGAACAAAGAGCGGCACAGUGACGCAACGUUUGGGGAGAAUUGCUGGUCGGCGUUGACUCGGUGCGCUGAAGGGCCGGCCUGAUUUCACGCUGUAUCUCUAAAGUCUAAAGCCAGUAUCAGGAACGGUGACUAGGGAGCUACUGGACUGUCGUAAAGUCCACUCGCUCAACAAUGUGCUACAAGGAGGAUAUCUGACACCCUUAUAUGGAUGUCCAGGCACGCCAAACUGGAUGGCACAUAACUGCCCUUUGAAAUGACUGAGCAAGCCAUUGACUUCAGAGGUGGCCAACGUUCACCCCACUAGCAAUGCCAAGAUGUGAUCAAAUAGUUAAGUGGCUGAGCAGGUAAAUCCAGUUGGUAACUGAACCCCACCCACCCUCCUGCACAAAACACCUCAUAUACUCCUAGUCCUAUCAUGACAGAACUUGUGAAUUAUUAUCAGAAUUAUUAUCCAGACAUAUUAAGCAUAGAGGGAGCUUCUGGAAGGAGUCUUAAUUUGGUACGGUCAUUUUUCUGAGGUGUUUCAUUUGUUGAGGUGAGUAUAGAUGAUUAAAUAUUGCUUAUGUAAUAUAUAUUUUUUCCACUGAUAUGACCGUUCUGAUCUGAAAGUUUUAGCCCCCAAUGUUCUUGCUGCAAUUUAUGAAACGUUUAAUAAAGUACUUCUAAUGUGAGA
This is a messenger RNA of Amblyraja radiata (thorny skate), 3635 nucleotides long. RefSeq names its product RanBP-type and C3HC4-type zinc finger containing 1 (gene rbck1). NCBI's taxonomy places the organism in Eukaryota, Metazoa, Chordata, Chondrichthyes, Rajiformes, Rajidae. Gene Ontology annotation, biological process: positive regulation of canonical NF-kappaB signal transduction; proteasome-mediated ubiquitin-dependent protein catabolic process; protein linear polyubiquitination. The coding region runs from base 145 to 1692 and encodes 515 amino acids. The record is from RefSeq and is a predicted model, not a curated record. Gene Ontology annotation, cellular component: LUBAC complex. The transcript is spliced from 13 exons. Gene Ontology annotation, molecular function: ubiquitin binding; ubiquitin-protein transferase activity.